AUGCCUCUCGAGGCCCCUACCGUCCCUGCGGAUGGAUUUGAGUCCUUCGAUGUGCUCUACGCCCAUGUCAACGCGUCAGCCAAAGAACAAGGAUACGCAAUCGUCAAGGUGCGAUGCAGCGACUACAAGAACGGCGCGCCGAGGCGGUACGAUCUGAGUUGCGUUCAUGGGGCCAAUAAAAAGGAGACCCGAGGUGUCGGCCUGCGGGACACAUCUACCAUCAAGACGAGUUGUCCGUGGAGGGCGAAGGUAGUUCAGCGUGUACUUGCAGGCGAUCGAUGGAUCUUCGAGGUCAUGGUUAACCAGCAUAAUCACGAAGCUCAAGACCCCGUAGCCUACCCUAGCCACCGCAAAAGGACCUGGACCGAGGCCCAGAAGGAUAAGAUCCGCCAGAUCUUCAAGACCACGGCUACUGGCUCCCGUGGUGUUGCCGCAUUGAUGCGAGAGCGUUACCCAGAUCAGGAGUGGCACCGUCGCGACAUCGAGAACGAGAUGAGCCAGGCUAAGGCCGAGGCUCUUGGUGGCUAUACCCCUACCCAGGCUCUGAUCAAGCACUUCACCGACACUGGUAUUAAGCACUUUGUCCGCCAGCUAAGCGGACAUGUCACGGCCUUGAUCUGGACAUACCCAUGGUGCGAGAAGGCCUGGAAGCGAUUCCCUGAUGUCCUCAGCCUCGACAAUACGUACAAGACCAACCGCUUCGAUAUGCCUUUCCUCAACGUCACGGGCGUUACCAAUCUUCAUACCACCUUCAAUGUCGCCUUCGCCAUCGUCAACAAGGAGGAUGAAGAAGCCUACACUUGGUUGAUCGAGCAUCUCAAAAAGCUCCGCGUCGCUGUAGGCGCCCAGCUACCUACUGUAGCAAUUACCGACUUCGAGAAAGCCCUCAAGAAUGCGCUGGCCACCAGCGAGGUCAAGAGGAAAUGGAACUGGCCCGACGGCCAACAGCCCAGCCAGCAGGCCCUGCGAGAACAGGAAGAAGAGGGUAAUCACGUGGACCCUACUUUCAGGGAUCUAAUCGCAGAGGCCCCUGUCAUCGGCCCUCCCCUUUCGAUUCAAGAUACUGAAGAUACCCCUGCCGGCUUUCUGUCUGUCUGGAAGGCCUGCGUAUAUGCCUCGACGAUUGACGACUUCCAGAUGGCGUGGCAGCACCUGAUCGACCAGUUCGCCGAGCAUCAAGAACCCGCUGUUUCCUACAUCUUGUCGACCUACUUCCCAUGGAGGAAGCACUUCCUCGAGUGCUUCACCCGUCAAAAUCGGAACUUCGGCGUUCGGGUCACCUCUCGUACAGAGGGCAGUCACAAGGAGCUGAAGUCGUACCUGCUGAAUUCAAGGGCAGAACUGCGGUUUCUCGCCAGCCGCGUCGAGCAACUCGUGAAGGACCAAGAGGCUUCAUAUAACGCCAAGAAGGGCGAGGAGGCCACGCGCCAGCUCGGGCAGUACAGCAGCUGUCGAUGGAUGGGAGACCUACGCUACCGCCUUAGCCGCAAGGCACUUGGCCUCGUGGCGCAGCAACACAGGAUCUGCCACAGCAGGGUCAAGAGUGACCUCGGACAGACUGCCUCCCAGAGGCACAGGGAACCACCCCCUGAGUGCACCGGGGCUUUCCACCAGCAGUUUGGCCUCCCUUGUUCCCACGAUAUCGAGCGUAAACUACGUAGCAACCAGGAGCUCAGUUACCUCGAUACCCAUUCCCACUGGCACCUUGAGGUGAGCCUCGCCGCUAACGACCCCUUGGCCGCGAUCGAAGAGCCGCUAGUAGGAAUCACAAGGCGUGGUAGGCCUACAGUCAGUCAGGAGGAGAUCCCCGUCGCUUUGAUACCCCGUGGAGAUAACUACCGCCGAGCUUCGGCCGCCACGCGGGCCCGAGACCCCUCGCGGUGGGAGCUCGUUGAACGACAGGAGCAGCAGCAAGCCCGGGGCCGAGCCCGAGGCCGGCGGCCGCGGGGCCCGAGAGGACGGGGUAGAGGCCCCGCACGGGGGCAGGGCCAGCAAAAUGCAGUAGAUGGGGCUCAGGGAGGUGCAUCAACUGGGCCUGAUGUGGCUAUAUCGCCAGGAACGCCCGUAUCAGACACGCCCCAGUCACAGUAG
Chaetomium globosum CBS 148.51 is the source of this 2091-nucleotide messenger RNA. RefSeq lists its product as uncharacterized. The record is from RefSeq and is a predicted model, not a curated record. Bases 1 to 2091 code for a protein of 696 amino acids. Lineage: Eukaryota; Fungi; Ascomycota; Sordariomycetes; Sordariales; Chaetomiaceae. Gene Ontology annotation, biological process: regulation of DNA-templated transcription. The transcript is spliced from 3 exons.